GUCAUAUUCCGAGCACGCUGUUGGAAAAAUGGAGAACAAAAUUAUCGCUGCUGUUUGUAGACACCCAGUACUUUAUGAUACUUCCAGUUACUAUUACAGGGACCGCACGAAAAGAUAUAUGGCCUGGAGAACGGUGAGCGAGGAAGUUGGCGUGUCCGAGGAGGAUUGCCGCAGAAAAUGGAAAUGUCUAAGGGACACUUAUUUGAGGAAGAUUCAACAGAAGAAGAAAUGGAAGCACUUGAUAGCUCUCUCUUUUCUUGACGCCUUUGUGUCACGGCGACCGAAGCGUGGUAACCUUAAAGUUCCUCUGGGGGGCGACGAACAUACCACAUCAAAGGGCGAGGGGGCACAAGAGGUUGCUCCAGAGCCUGGAAAGUGGAGAUUUGAGUGGAGCGCUAUAGAGAGUGUGAAGGAACUAAAGGAGAACGAGCAUCUUCUGCCUUGUUUGAAACAGCGUGCCUCCUCUGCUCCAGCUCCAGCCCCGUCACUCUCAGAAGAUGAGCUGUUCAUGAUAAGUCUGGCUCCCAUGUUGCAACGAUUGCCAGCCCAGCAGAAGGAUUGUGUCAAAUUUCAAGUUCAUAAAUUAAUUUAUGAAGCACUACAAAGUUAAAUUUGGGAUUAUUGGAAUAAAUGUCUGGGUCACAAUGCUUGCCAGGAAGGAGCCAGGCUCAGUUUGUUUAUUUUUGUGUCCAAUUUUCUGUUGUUCUUUUCUUGUAAGUAUAUAUCUUUACAAUAUACUCACUUAAAGUUUGAUUUAGAAAGUAUAUUUCAGUAUUGAUCUGCAGUGUACAAACAGUUGUAAUAAUAAUUUUGGUUCUGAAAAAGGUACAAUUGCAGGUUUGAGAUCAAAAGUGUGGGUGGCCCUCAAAAGAGCCAUUUUAGGUUGUGCCGGUGUAUCUAUCAGCUGAGAAGUAGGAGUUGAAACCCUCCCUCACCCUGAGUGGUUGGCGGCACAACUUCACAGAACUGGUAGUGGUUGGACGUCUGGGGCUUCUUAUCCACCCCACCGUACACCAGGCUCGGUAUUUUAGGUUGUCUCCAUAAAAUGUCAUAGUGUGUUAAUAUGAAUGUUUGAUGAAGUUUCCUAAAUAAUUUGUGACUGAGGCUCACAAAGUUUACAUUUGUGCUUGAAAGGAAAGGAAAGGAAACGACACGACAGGACAGGACAAGAAAGGACGUGCUGCAAAAUGGGGGCCAGGCUGCCACGGAAAGGACGCGCUGCAAAAUGGGGGCCAGGCUACCACCAUUGACUGCUCACUGUUGUCAUUUGUAUGCCGAGCUCACACGGUUCCUCCCUCAUGUUGUGUCAGGAAUGUUCACGUAUGCGUGUUUUGUCAUGAUAACACGGGUGUGAACACACCGCCGUGACGCGGCUCGAUGUGGAGUGAAGUUGCUCCCCUACAAUGGAAACAUAACGGACAGUGGAAACGAACAACAUGACGGAUGCAGACGUGUCUUCGCCAAGUGGCGGCUACGACGCAGAGCAGUUUGUGGACCCUCCAGACUACGAUCUCAUCUGCACCAUAUGCCAGGGGGUCCUGCGGUGCCCCGUUCGAGCGGCGUGCCACCACAUCUUCUGCAAGAAGUGCAUUUUACAGUGGCUUAAGAGACAGGAGACUUGCCCCUGCUGCCGAAAGCCAAUUAACGCGUGCAUGAUCUUUGUCAUGUUCAAACUCAGCAAGACGAUAGGACGCAUGAAGAUAAAGUGUAAGAAUGAGAUCCGUGGUUGCGCGGAGACAUUCGCCCUCUCGGAGCAGUAUUGCCACAGCCUGAGCUGCUUGUUCGAGCUGGUCUCCUGCCCGUACCCAGGGUGCCGGGCGCAGCUCCUCCGGCGCGACCUAGAGACCCACGCUCGCCACUGCGAGCACUGGCGCCAGCCCUGCCACAUGGGCUGCGGCACCGUGCUCUCCCACCGCACGCGGACUCAGCACAACUGCUACAUGCAGCUCAAGCUGCACUACCAAGACAAGAGCAGGAACCACGGGGCCAUCGCUGUCGCCCUGCAGAGGAAGAUGAGGAGGAUGCAGAACACCAUGACGCACAUGAUGAGGCAAAUCGGGCUGAUAUGUGAGAGUCUGCAGGCGAUGGAUGAGCUGCACAAGGUGGAGGAGGACUUGGGAGAGGGCAGCUCCAGAUCCACAGGGAGCAGAUUUACCAGCGACGGCUGACAGUUGAAGGAAGAAUGUCUUUAUUUCAUAGGUGUUGUGUGUUGGAAUAUGCAGAUAGGUUUAUCACACAUGAAAGUGAGUGAAUGUGGGACAUUGUUGUGCUCUUUUUCAUAUUUAUUUUGUAAAUAAAACUAGGAUUACCAAACGUAA
Syngnathus acus (greater pipefish) is the source of this 2318-nucleotide messenger RNA. RefSeq names its product ring finger protein 151 (gene rnf151). The transcript has 6 exons. Gene Ontology annotation, molecular function: zinc ion binding. Gene Ontology annotation, biological process: regulation of canonical NF-kappaB signal transduction; positive regulation of JNK cascade. Gene Ontology annotation, cellular component: plasma membrane signaling receptor complex. Bases 1437 to 2168 code for a protein of 243 amino acids. The record is from RefSeq and is a predicted model, not a curated record. Lineage: Eukaryota; Metazoa; Chordata; Actinopteri; Syngnathiformes; Syngnathidae.